GGGCGUCAUUUCUGUGUUUAUGCCCUGCUCAGGUCCUACGUCGAUGGUUUGGCCCUUGUCAUGGGUGUUUUCCUCCCUGGAUCUCCUCAACUAUGCUUUCAACACCUCAUUUUCCUACCUAAAUGCCUUUUCUUUGAAGGUCCAACUCCAUCAGAAGGCUACCCAGUAGCUCAUGUCGGUAGCCACCCUAUGGACAGCUUGUCAGUCAACUGGUUGGCGGUGGACAGGUGA
Messenger RNA from Ilex paraguariensis (yerba mate), 231 nucleotides. Lineage: Eukaryota; Viridiplantae; Streptophyta; Magnoliopsida; Aquifoliales; Aquifoliaceae. The record is from the annotation of a GenBank genome assembly.